This is a messenger RNA of Colletotrichum chrysophilum, 435 nucleotides long. RefSeq lists its product as uncharacterized. The record is from RefSeq and is a predicted model, not a curated record. The transcript has a single exon. The coding region runs from base 1 to 435 and encodes 144 amino acids. Lineage: Eukaryota; Fungi; Ascomycota; Sordariomycetes; Glomerellales; Glomerellaceae.
AUGAUUAGCGGACGGCAGUACUACGAGAUCCCACCCGCUGGCGGCGGCGGGAGCGGCGGCGUCGUCAUCGGCGGCGGUGGUGGUACCCGUGGUGGUGCGGGUAACCACGCGAUGAACGGCCACGGCAGCAUUCAUCGAUUCGACCCGACAUACGUUCCCGGCUACGGCCACGGCGUGCAUGGUUACAGUCGGGGCCACAGUCACGGUGGUGGUGGCUACUACGAUCGCAACCGCGGGACGCGAGUCCAGCAGUACGACGACGACGACAACGACGAUAGCAACAAUAUCAGCAUCAACCACGGCUUCAAGCCUGCCCCCGCGGCCAGGCAAUCCCUCUCGGCGCUGGACGAGAAGCGUGCCAACGAGAUCCGCCGCGGCGUUUACGCCCACGUCUUUCUCGAUGUCAAAAAUAGCAGCAAAUCAGAAGUCUCGUAA